ACAUACAGGAGCCCAGGUCGGGCAGCCGGGGCCACUCGCUGCUGCUGCUGUCUGUGAGCGAUGUUUGCCGCCACGCUCCUGAGCCUGGCCUUGCUGGGCGGCGCCCUUGCCUGUCCCAAAGGCGCCUCCUACGAGGCUGGCAUCGUGUGUCGCAUCACCAAGCCCGCCCUCUUGGUGUUGAACCAAGAGACGGCCAAGGUGGUCCAGACGGCCUUCCAGCGCGCCGGCUAUCCGGACGUCAGCGGCGAGAGGGCCGUGAUGCUCCUCGGCCGGGUCAAGUACGGGCUGCACAACCUCCAGAUCAGCCACCUGUCCAUCGCCAGCAGCCAGGUGGAGCUGGUGGACGCCAAGACCAUCGACGUCGCCAUCCAGAACGUGUCCGUGGUCUUCAAGGGGACCCUGAACUACAGCUACACGAGUGCCUGGGGGUUGGGCAUCGAUCAGUCUGUCGACUUCGAGAUCGACUCUGCCAUUGACCUCCAGAUCAACACAGAGCUGACCUGCGACGCUGGCCGUGUGCGCACCAAUGCCCCCGACUGCUACCUGGCUUUCCACAAACUGCUCCUGCACCUCCAGGGGGAGCGCGAGCCGGGGUGGCUCAAGCAGCUCUUCACAAACUUCAUCUCCUUCACCCUGAAGCUGAUUCUGAAGCGACAGGUCUGCAAAGAGAUCAACACCAUCUCCAACAUCAUGGCCGACUUUGUCCAGACGAGGGCCGCCAGCAUCCUCUCAGAUGGAGACAUCGGGGUGGACAUUUCCGUGACGGGGGCCCCUGUCAUCACAGCCACCUACCUGGAGUCCCAUCACAAGGGUCACUUCACGCACAAGAACGUCUCUGAGGCCUUCCCCCUCCGCGCCUUCCCGCCCGGUCUUCUGGGGGACUCCCGCAUGCUCUACUUCUGGUUCUCCGACCAAGUGCUCAACUCCCUGGCCAGGGCCGCCUUCCAGGAGGGCCGUCUCGUGCUCAGCCUGACAGGGGAUGAGUUCAAGAAAGUGCUGGAGACCCAGGGUUUCGACACCAACCAGGAAAUCUUCCAGGAGCUUUCCAGAGGCCUUCCCACCGGCCAGGCCCAGGUAGCCGUCCACUGCCUUAAGGUGCCCAAGAUCUCCUGCCAGAACCGGGGUGUCGUGGUGUCUUCUUCCGUCGCUGUGACGUUCCGCUUCCCCGGCCCAGAUGGCCGAGAAGCCGUGGCCUACAGGUUUGAGGAGGAUAUCAUCACCACCGUCCAGGCCUCCUACUCCCAGAAAAAGCUCUUCCUACACCUCUUGGAUUUCCAGUGCGUGCCGGCCAGCGGAAGGGCGGGCAGCUCAGCAAAUCUCUCCGUGGCCCUCAGGACUGAGGCUAAGGCUGUUUCCAACCUGACUGAGAGCCGCUCCGAGUCCCUGCAGAGCUCUCUCCGCUCCCUGAUCACCACGGUGGGCAUCCCGGAGGUCAUGUCUCGGCUCGAGGUGGCGUUCACAGCCCUCAUGAACAGCAAAGGCCUGGACCUCUUCGAAAUCAUCAACCCUGAGAUUAUCACUCUCGAUGGCUGCCUGCUGCUGCAGAUGGACUUCGGUUUUCCCAAGCACCUGCUGGUGGAUUUCCUGCAGAGCCUGAGCUAGGAGGGAACCGGAGACACAAGACACGCUGACGUCUCCGCCCAUCAGGGUGGAGGUCAGGGAGUGGGUGGGGGAACGGGCGAUGGCUCCCAACUCCUUCUGUCCUGAAGACCACUAGCGUGAAAGCAGCAUACCCUGGGCAGGCAUCUGGCUGAGCGGCUAAGCCGCUGGUCAGGACACCUGCGUCUAGGGUGCUCCGGAUCCCAGCUGCCUGCUAACGUGCACCCUGGGGAGCAGCCGUGCUGGUUCCCGCCAGCCACAUCGGAGACCCAGACUGAGCUCCUGGCUCCUGGCUUUAGCCUGCCCAGUGAGUGGCAGCUAAAUCUCUCUGGCUGUCUCUCUCUGCCUCUCAAGUAAACGAAUAUCUCAAAAACAGGAGAAAAUGGGAUUACAAGAUAAAUUUUUAAAAA
This is a messenger RNA of Oryctolagus cuniculus (rabbit), 2009 nucleotides long. RefSeq names its product cholesteryl ester transfer protein (gene CETP). Gene Ontology annotation, biological process: cholesterol homeostasis; triglyceride homeostasis; cholesterol metabolic process. The record is from RefSeq and is a predicted model, not a curated record. Lineage: Eukaryota; Metazoa; Chordata; Mammalia; Lagomorpha; Leporidae. Gene Ontology annotation, molecular function: cholesterol binding; triglyceride binding; cholesterol transfer activity. Gene Ontology annotation, cellular component: high-density lipoprotein particle.